This is a messenger RNA of Acanthopagrus latus (yellowfin seabream), 2244 nucleotides long. Its product is annotated as TNFAIP3-interacting protein 1-like. NCBI's taxonomy places the organism in Eukaryota, Metazoa, Chordata, Actinopteri, Spariformes, Sparidae. The transcript is spliced from 10 exons. Bases 467 to 1342 code for a protein of 291 amino acids. Gene Ontology annotation, biological process: regulation of transcription by RNA polymerase II; cellular response to lipopolysaccharide. The record is from RefSeq and is a predicted model, not a curated record.
AAAAGCCCAUCUAUAAUCUAUUUAUAUGAAUAUUUUCUGAAAUUAAAAAAAAGUACUGUUAAUAGCUGUUUUAGUUUAAAUUCCCUUUAGACAAUAAAAGCAAUUAUUUGUAAUCUAGAAGUCAACCCACAUAAUGCAUUAAAACAGGAAAAUGAACCACAUCUGUAUGAAUGACAGGUGACCUGUGUGUCAUUUCUUGCAGUGUGCAGUGACUUGUUUCUCUUAGUCAUCGAUCCGUCCCAUAAACACGUCGAUAAUUACCGCUCGCGCUGCUGAUCGACUCCUUGUACUUUCCUUUCCUUCGUUAAACCCUCGGCGUCUCCGCGCGGAGGGAAUCCCGGCCGCUGAUUGGCCGGCGCUGGUUUUGCGACGUCAUAGAGAAUCCUCGGUAUAACUGAGCGGCGGAGCGGAUCAGAGGUUCAAACCCGGAGACCAGCACGUGUCGAGGACGGAAGGAAAUAAUAAUAUGUCAUUAGAUGAAAACACAAUGGACAGACCUCCUGUGGAGCGAUCACAGGCCGGCGAAUCCGUCAGAAAACUGACCUACAGACUGUAUCCGUCCCUGCCGAACGUAGACAGGUAUGACAUUUGUGUGGCGGACCCCUCCAGUGGAGAGAAGCCCUGCACGGCUGCAGUUCAUCGCCCCGACCCUCAGUCGGAAGCUGGCAGCGCCGACGUCAGACUGAAAGCCCAGAUUCUUAUCUUGGAGGAGCAAAGGCGAGAGCUUCUGUCGAUUAACGAGAAAUGGGCCAAAGAGUACCGAACCAUGACACAGUACUACAAAAACAAGGUUCAGAAUCUAAAAGCACUACUGCAACACGCCCACUGUGAGGAGGAGACGUGUGAAGACAGGGAAAAGAUCACAUUCAACAAGAAAGUGAAAGAUAAAGAGAGCACACAGACCAGAGAUGCUGACGUGAGCUCCGCGGUGCUAAAAGCUGAAAACGAGACGAAAGAGCUGCUCGCGCAAAACAGGAGUCUGACCCGAAAGUGGGAGCAUCAGCAGGAGGAGAUCAGACGGCUGAACAAGGCUCUAGACGAGGCACUUCAGACUGCUCGACCUCUCGAGGCGAGCAGUGAAACACUACAUGACGUCUGGAAACAUCAGGCGGAAGUCUACAAGGAAGACUUUCUGAAGGAGCGGAAGGACAGGGAGAAGCUGAAGGAGAAGUAUCUGGAGCUGGAGAAGAAGUACAGAAAGGUCCACAGUGAGCUACGUGGCCUCAAACCUCAGGUGGUUAAGACUCGGCCGCCACAGCCUGCACCUGAAUGCACCUGCACAAAUCGAGACUGGGAGGACCGCCCGGUGAACCAGAACCACAUGCAGCUACACAGACGAUAACACACCGUGAAAGACCGCCGCCUCCCCCUUCGCUGUUUGUGUGAUAAUGUAAUGUUGCACUUUAUGGAAGUCUCAGAUCGGAGCUCAUUUUUAGGACGUGUUAACAACAUCGAGGAACUGAGCUCCUCUGCAGGCUCAGCCUCAGGUCGUGAUGAGGCCGGUCCACCAGUCCACGCCCGCUAGGUGACCUGUGUGGAAGAGGCAACCACACAUAAAAAACCAAAACACUUGACGAGCCCGUGGAGGACGAGGAGAGCAGCCAAGAGUGAAAUAAAACACCCGUUGCGUGCAAAGUCUGCAGCUCUUCCUCUUUUCGACACACAAGUCCCUCGGGAGAUAUCAGUUACUGCCCAGCCCCAAACACUAUUGACACGGCUCGCACUUAUCAAAAGCAACGCAACAUGAACGAGGGAUCUUCCUGUUUUCUAGUACCUGUAAGCAGUGUGCCCACUACAAAAGGAGGAUCCGAGGGGGGAAAAAAAAGAAAAGAAAAGCAAAGCAGCACUGUAGUGUUGUUUGCUUUGACAGAAGUGGUUCCACUGUGCAUCCCAGCUGAACACUGAAACACACACAGACACACACCUGCAUCUGUCAGGAGGAAGAGAAACAACUCUGGUGGCUCUGCAGAAGUUGUUUCUGAUUUAUUAUAAAGUAGGUUGACCUCUGUGAUGCACAGAGACGAGCCAAGUGUCUGUGUUCAGUCAGUAUCAGUUCAUUUGCACCUGAAGCCUGUCAAAGAGGAAAUAUAAAGGGCUGCUGGAGCAGAAGAAAAAGUAUGUAAAUAUAUAUAACUAUAUAGUAUAUUUUACAGUGUAUUUAUGAAUGUUUGAAUGAAUCUUUUGGCACAUAUUUACCCAGUUUCUUCUUUAUUUAUCAUUAAAAUAAAGCAUUGAUAGUUCAUG